This is a messenger RNA of Vespula vulgaris, 5539 nucleotides long. It is a transcript of the gene Cow, whose product is annotated as proteoglycan Cow. The transcript has 10 exons. The coding region runs from base 555 to 1970 and encodes 471 amino acids. The record is from RefSeq and is a predicted model, not a curated record. NCBI's taxonomy places the organism in Eukaryota, Metazoa, Arthropoda, Insecta, Hymenoptera, Vespidae. Gene Ontology annotation, biological process: establishment of protein localization to extracellular region. Gene Ontology annotation, molecular function: calcium ion binding; protein binding.
GGAAGAGAGAGAGUAGAAGACAAGGAUUCGAGUUCGUAUAAAUCGGAGAAGGAUAGAACGAACGUUAAACUGAGCACAACGCGGAGUGGUUCUUCGGUUUGCCCCCACCAUUUCGCGGCGACGCGAGCCGACCAAUCAGAGAACGCGUUGCCGCCGUAGCACAGCCGUAUCGCGGUGGCGUCGUCGUCGUCGUUCCGACAGGCGCAGUCACAAUUCCUUCGACCGUCGAGCGCAACGUUUCCGCUUUGCGCGUGGACGGUACCGAAGUGAACAAAGAUAUUCUGUUAAGCGCGCGAUCGGUUUGCAACAGCUUUCUUAUUGGUGAUAAUAUUUCGCGUUUAACGACGACGAAUAUUUGAAUUCUUUCGUUCAUUCAUUCGUUCGUCGUUCGUUUCUUCGUUCAUUCGUUCGUUCGUUUACGCGUUUCGUGGUAAGUGCUGUUUCUUCGAGGGAUUGUUUGUCCUUCUGUCAGUAAGGAAGGAAGGAAGGAAGGAAGGAAGGAAGGAAGGAAGGAAGGAAGGAAGUAGGAAAUAAAGAGAAGAAGAAGACAAACCAUGAGAUUUUCUUGGUUAUUCCCGGCAACGGUACUUCUCGUCCUUGUCACCGGAGCGAAAUGCAAACGAAAAUUUGACGGUGACUUUGAAUUCGACGAAGAGGAUGAUACCCGUAUAAUGAAGGUUGGAGAUAAAAAGAGAUGGAUACACGACCCGAACAGUGAACUCUGUCGUCCUCUUAACUGCAAAAAGAAGGAACUCUGUUUACUCGAAGAUACAUUUACUGCCGUUUGUGUAUCAAAGAAAGAACUUCAUAAGUCAGGUGAUGUGGUAAUACCGAAAUCAUUAGCUGUUCAACAACGACGAAUGAGAACGGAUAGUUCAGCCGAUACACAAGACGACGAUGCCUUUUUCGAUUCGGAGGACGAUGAUGAGGAUCAGGACGAGUCUAAGUGCCAGGAAUGUCCCGUGGUGAAACCGACGUUCCUCUGCGGAAGCGACAAUCGUACGUACAGCUCGCCGUGUCGUUUGGAGUACCACAAUUGCAUUCACCACACCUCCGUCCACAUUGCCUGCAAAGGCUUCUGUCCGUGCAAAGGAACAGAUUUACGGGCGCAUACGAAGAAAACGCAAACGCAGCGACAAAAAUCGCUCAUGGGAAAAAUAGGUCGCAAUCAUGACUUCACUCUUACUCCACGUGAUUUCAACUAUGACAAUCAUCACUAUCGUUAUCUCAAAUAUACGAAGCGUGCGAAGACACUUGCCUCAGCUAACAGAUACGACGAUAAACAUUUGUUGAGCAACGAAGUUAUGGAAAAGUCACCGUCACCGAUGAAAUCAACCUACAACACGGAUUGCCCACCAUCAUCUAAACCAGCUAUGGCAAAUCGUCUUUUGGAUUGGUUCUCGGUUGUGAUGGCAGAUGCCAAGCAUCGUCGUCAACAUCCUAAACCCAUAGGUCAUUUCCCAAUCCCAUGCCAGAGCGAAGUUAGGUGGAUGUUUGGACAUUUGGACAGUGAUAGCGAUGGUAGGAUCUCGCUUUCUGAACUUUACGGAUUGGAACACGAUCAGAACGAGCCGUGCCUAAAGCCCUUCCUCGAUAGCUGCGACACUGAUGGCGAUAUUUUCGUGAGUGGUAUGGAAUGGUGCGGUUGUUUCGCAAAGGCUGAACGACCUUGUGCUGCAGUACGUAGACGAUCGCCAUUGGAAGUAGCACCGGCAUGUGAUUCCAGAGGAUAUUAUCGAAGCACUCAAUGUCAUCGAGGACUUGGACUUUGCUGGUGCGUUGAUCCACAUGGCGUUGAAUUUGCUGGUACCAGAACUCGUGGUACCAAACCUGAUUGUGAUACGAUCGUGAACAAGAUCAGCAACGGUGGUUUGAAAACGAAUAGCGUCGAUCUGGACGACGACGAGGACGGUGGUACAGAUUCAACCCAAGAUUUGGAAGGUUCGGCCGAUCAGCCGUUAGAUUUUUAAAUAUAUCGCUUCGAUCGGUCCAAGAUAACAAAAGGUGAUUAGUAAGAGGAAUAAGUAGAAGAGCAACAACAACGGCAAGUUGUAGAAGGGUGGGGUAAAGAGAGAGCAGAGUAAAGGGAGCAACACCUUUAAAACGUGAUGUUUGUAGUAGUUUGUAAUCGCACGAGCAAUUCCUUUCUCGCGGAUUGUGUUGCCCGUCUAUUCGUCCAUCGACCUCGAGAUCGAGGGCGUCGUUAAAAGAGAGAAAGAGAGAAAAGGAGAAAAAGAGAGAGAAAGAGAGGGAAAGAGAAAGAGGAAAGAAAAGAAAGAAAGAAAAAAAAAAAAAAGGCUCUGUUUAUAAUCUGAAUAACGAAGGCGAGCCUAAAUGGAAUUAGAAAGCAACGAAAGAACCACCUUGUUGGCUAUUUGAUUCAUUCUGCGUGACGGUGAUUCGCUAAAAGUAGAGAGAGAUUAUUAUUAUUAUUAUUUUAAUUUUUAUUAAUAUUAUUAUUAUUAUCGUUGUUAUUGUUAUUAUUGUUGUUGUUUGUUAUUAUUAUUAUUAUUAUUAUUAUUAUUAUCAUUAUUAUUAUUAUCAUUAUUAUUAUUACUACAUUUGUCUUUCAUUUGAUAUAUUUAUCUAUCCAUUCAUCUAUCUAUCUCUCUUUCUCUCUUAUCUCAAAGUAUAUCUUUACGAAACUCAAGUUUUUUGCAAAUACAAAAACAACGCCUUUUCCUGUAAUGCGAUACCACUACGAUUAGAUAGAGAUAGAUAUCUUACGUCAUUUGUGCAAUAUACAAUACAAUGUAGAUUCUCGUCGUCGCAACGCGAAUUGGCUUUUAUGUCAAAGAAAUCUAUUAGAAAAGGAACGUCGAUUUGUGUGUCGUCUUUAUCUAUGAUCCUUCGAAAGGAAGAAAAAGAAUUACAUCGCUGUACACAAUUCGUCUAUAAAUAUAGAUAUAGAAUCGUGGAAUUUAUUAAUGCGAAAGUCGAAGGUGAAUUGAGAAAGAAAAAGAGAGAGAGAGAGAGAAAGAAGAAAAAAAAUUGAUAAAGAAUAUAAGGAAAGAAGGAAAGGGAGAGUGCUGAUAAAGAAGACGAUUCUUCAUUUUAUUAGCUUGAUUAACUCCUGUAAUGUGAGCGUUAGAAGAAAAAAUGGAAAAAGAAGAAGAAACAUUAGAUAUGGAAGAUACCAUUCGACGAGAAAGUAUGAAAGAGGACACGCUAUACAUACAUAUAUAUAUAUAUAUAUAUAAAUAAAUAUAUAUAUAAGUAUAUAAAUAUGAUUUCUAAUCGCAAGCUUAACGACAUUAUAAUAAUAAUAAUAAUAAUAAUGAUAGUAAUAAUAUAAUAAUAAUAAUAUUAAUAUUAAUAUUAAUAAUAAUAAUAAUAAUAUUAAUAAUAAUAAUAAUGAUAAUGAUAAUGAUAAUAAUAUAACGUCUAUAAACAUAAUAAUACUGUCUAUGACUUACGAUAAUACAGGUAAACGUAGAAGAUCAAAUUCUGAGAGAGAAAGUUAUGCAUUAAAUCUGAAGGGAAGGAGAUUAUGGCGGUAGUAAGAUCAGAUCGUGUGAAUAAUUAUCUAACACGAAUAUAAAAUGAGAGAAAAUGUUUAGCCGAUGCACACAAAUAGUUUUGCUUAAUUAGUUAUCUUAAAGAUGAUAUAACAAAACGCCUCUAUAAAGAAAGAAAUAGAGAAAGAGAGAGAGAGAGAUAGAGAUAAAUAUAGAGAUAGAGAUAGAUAGAGAUAGAGAUUCGUCCUCUCACCGCUUAUUUAUUAUUAUUAUUAUUAUUAUCGUUAUUAUUAUUAUUAUUAAUCCUAUUAUCAAAGCAUUAUUAUGUUUUUUGGAUUAUUUUUAACACACGUGUAAUAGGCCUUAGAUCAUUAAUUAUCUUUCGUGGUCAUCUUGAGUUGUGAAAUUAAAUGUAAGAUAUUACGACGUAAAGAAAAAAGAAAAGCGGAGAAUGAGAAAUAAGAAGAAAAAAAAAAGAAAGAACACAACAACAACAACAAUAACAACAGCAACAACAGCAAGUAACAAAAAACAAAACGACCUAUUUCAUAUUCGCUAAUAACUACAUAUAUAUUUACCAUGUGGUUUAAUCACGACGAUGAAAUGUCAAAGAUAUUAUUAGCACGCCUUAUUUAUUACGACGGAAUAUAUGUAUGAUUCCGUUUAAGAUAAUACGAUAUUGUCUAAUCGUACGACGCGUAUUAGAAACAUUGUAACUUGUAAGAAGAGCGCAAACGCCAGCAGUUAUUUCGAAUGAAUUAUUUUACGUUCAUGGUAAACGGUUGGGUGAGAUUGUAAAUGUAAAUACAUGCUUUAGGAACAUACAUCUUAUAUAACAGUUAAGAAGCGUUAGACAAACGGUGGUGCAAUCGAGAAAUAUUAUUUUAUUUCCAAUAGGAACAACGGAAAGGAAGUGCAGUAUUUAACGUCGUGAUUAUUCAUCUGCAUUCACUGUAAUUAUAAGCAUUUUUACUUAAAAAACUUUUACUUAAAGAACGUAUUGUAUACCAAUAGAUAUAUAGAAUAUAAUAACAUAUAUAAUAUCUGUAGAAGGAAAUAUCGGUGUGAGAACUAUGUGAAUAUGCCCCCUAGUAUUUAGAAGGCAAUUUACGUAGUAAAAUAGCCAAUGCAAGUAACACGUGUCCUAUUUAGAAAUGGACGUAAUAAUAAUAAUUAAGUUUAUAAAGCCUAGAAGAGCAUUUCACUCUACUGAUAUAAACAUUCCUGCUAAAAAGCAAUUUUAAUGAGAAAACUUCUGUACUCGCCAUAUUUAUUAAAAAGCAAGUGUUAUAUACUUCUCUUUCUUUUUCUACUUGUUUUUUUUUUUUUCUUUCUUUCUUUCUUUCUUUUUUCGUUCACUCCAGUUGUUUCCAAUGUCUUUAUCAAGAUUUUUUUAUAUACACAAUUCGGUUGUGUAAUUGAAUAUAAAUUAUAUUCGCAUUAAGUAUUAAUAUCGACUUAUUUAUGAUUGUCGCUUAUAAAGCAUGUAAUUGCAAUAUAACACGACUAAGAAUGUAAUAUACAAGAUAUAAUUAUAAUUCUUUUAUUUGAUUUGAUUAUACGGAUACAUUUAAAAAUAUUUACUAUCUCUUAAUGAACAUGGCGUAUCUCUUUGGUCAACACAAAAUUUAAUUAGAUUGACACAUAUAUUAUAAAUAAAUAUAAACGCCAUCCGAUCGAUUAAGAGAUAAUCGUCCACAAGUGAACUAACGAAUACUCUUCUUUCCUGCUAUUAUGCGCAACUUACAUUCCGCCUCGAUUAUUGUACUAUCGACCUAGAUCAAUUAAUAUUAACGUAAAAAGGAACGUGAAUAUAUAGUUUUACCGGAGUCUUGCAUUAUUGUAUAUACCUAAUUAUAUACAAUGAAAAAAAAAAAGAAGAAAGAAAAGAAAAAGAAAAAAAAAGAAAAAAAAUCAUCGUAAAUGACCUUAUUGCCAUGAUGAUUUUUCUAAGGUAUGCACCUGAUCGAAGCGUAAAGAAUUUUUACUUCUUUUCGAAGCUACCAUAAAUAAUAUCUGAUUUGGUUAGUAUUGUAAAUGUGAAUGUAAGAAUUCUUUAUGAAUAAAGAUUGUUGUAGAAA